CUGUCCUUCCGUCUCACGGCCCACGAAGCGGCCGGGCGCUCACCAUGGCGACGUUCAUUUCGGUGCAGCUGAAGAAGACCUCGGAGGUGGACCUGGCCAAGCCUCUGGUGAAGUUCAUCCAGCAGACCUACCCGAGCGGCGGCGAGGAGCAGGCCCAGUACUGCCGCGCGGCCGAGGAGCUCAGCAAGCUGCGCCGCACAGCGCUCGGCCGCCCGCUGGACAAGCACGAGGGCGCGCUGGAGACGCUGCUGAGAUAUUAUGAUCAGAUUUGUUCCAUUGAACCCAAAUUCCCAUUUUCUGAAAAUCAGAUCUGCUUGACAUUCACUUGGAAGGAUGCUUUUGAUAAAGGUUCCCUUUUUGGAGGAUCUGUAAAACUGGCUCUUGCAAGCUUAGGAUAUGAAAAGAGCUGUGUGUUAUUCAAUUGUGCAGCUUUAGCUAGCCAGAUCGCAGCAGAACAGAACCUGGAUAAUGAUGAAGGAUUGAAAACAGCUGCUAAGCAGUAUCAGUUUGCUAGUGGUGCCUUUUUACAUAUUAAAGAGACAGUUUUAUCUGCCUUAAGUCGAGAGCCUACUGUGGACAUAUCUCCAGAUACUGUUGGGACCCUCAGUCUUAUUAUGCUGGCACAAGCCCAAGAAGUAUUUUUUUUAAAGGCCACAAGAGAUAAAAUGAAAGAUGCCAUCAUAGCUAAGCUGGCGAAUCAGGCUGCAGAUUAUUUUGGUGAUGCUUUCAAACAGUGUCAGUACAAAGACACUCUCCCCAAGGAGGUGUUCCCUGUCUUGGCUGCAAAGCACUGCAUCAUGCAGGCCAACGCUGAGUACCACCAGUCCAUCCUGGCAAAGCAGCAGAAGAAAUUUGGGGAAGAGAUCGCAAGGUUGCAGCAUGCAGCAGAAUUGAUUAAGACUGUGGCCUCUCGUUAUGAUGAAUAUGUCAACGUGAAGGAUUUUUCUGACAGAAUCAACCGUGCCCUUACUGCAGCAAAGAAGGAUAAUGACUUCAUUUAUCAUGAUCGGGUUCCAGACCUUAAAGAUCUGGAUCCUAUCGGCAAAGCCACACUUGUGAAGUCCACCCCAGUCAGUGUACCCAUCAGCCAGAAAUUCACUGAUUUGUUUGAGAAAAUGGUACCUGUGUCUGUGCAGCAGUCCUUGGCUGUGUUUAAUCAGAGGAAAGCUGACUUGGUUAACAGAUCAAUUGCUCAGAUGAGAGAAGCUACCACCUUAGCAAAUGGGGUAUUGGCAUCUCUCAACCUUCCAGCAGCAAUUGAAGAUGUGUCUGGAGACACUGUACCUCAAUCUAUAGUGACCAAAUCUGCAUCUGUGGUUGAACAGGGAGGCAUACAGACUGUAGACCAGCUGAUAAAAGAGCUGCCUGAACUACUUCAAAGAAAUAGAGAAAUCUUAGAUGAGUCACUAAGAUUGUUGGAUGAAGAAGAAGCAACUGAUAAUGAUUUAAGAGCAAAAUUCAAGGAACGCUGGCAAAGGACUUCUUCCAAUGACCUCUACAAGCCUUUAAGAGCAGAGGGAGCCAACUUCAGAGUGGUUUUAGAUAAAGCUGUACAAGCUGAUGGACAAGUGAAAGAACGAUACCAGGCCCAUCGAGACACUAUCGCAUUGCUGUGUAAACCGGAGCCUGAACUGAAUGCCGCCAUCCCCUCUGCUAACCCAGCAAAGACCAUGCAGGGCAGCGAGGUUGUAAAUGUCUUAAAAUCUUUACUGUCGAAUCUUGAUGAAGUGAAGAAAGAGAGAGAGGGUCUUGAGAAUGACCUGAAGUCAGUGAAUUUUGACAUGACAAGCAAGUUUUUGACAGCGCUGGCUCAGGAUGGCGUGAUAAAUGAAGAAGCUCUUUCUGUGACUGAACUGGAUCGAAUCUACGGCGGUCUUACAACUAAAGUCCAAGAAUCGCUAAAGAAACAGGAGGGACUUCUAAAAAAUAUACAGGUCUCACACCAGGAAUUUUCAAAAAUGAAGCAGUCUAACAAUGAAGCCAACUUGAGAGAAGAAGUUUUGAAGAGUUUGGCUGCUGCCUAUGACAACUUUGUUGAACUUGUUGCUAAUUUGAAGGAGGGCACAAAGUUUUACAAUGAGCUGACUGAAAUCCUGGUCAGGUUCCAGAACAAAUGCAGUGACAUCGUGUUUGCACGGAAGACAGAAAGAGAUGAGCUUUUAAAGGACUUGCAGCAAAGCAUUGCCAGAGAACCUAGUGCUCCUUCAAUCCCGACCCCUGCAUACCAGUCGUCCCCAGCAGGAGGACAUGCACCGGCUCCUCCAACUCCAGCUCCAAGAACCAUGCCACCUGCUAAGCCCCAACCCCCAGCCCGGCCUCCACCUCCUGUGCUUCCAGCAAACCGAGUUCCUCCUACUGCUGCUCCCACGGGGGCUGGGGCGGCUCCACCAGCUCCAACGCAGACACCUAGCUCUGCUCCCCCUCCACAGGCCCAGGGACCACCAUACCCUACCUACCCAGGAUAUCCCGGGUAUUGCCAAAUGCCCAUGCCCAUGGGCUACAACCCCUACGCUUACGGCCAGUACAACAUGCCAUACCCGCCAGUGUACCACCAGAGCCCGGGACAGGCUCCGUACCCAGCGCCGCAGCAGCCUGCCUAUCCCUUCCCUCAGCCCCCGCAGCAGUCGUACUAUCCGCAGCAGUAAUACUUCUGCUCAGUGUCAGCUGGUUCAGAUCAGAGGGAGAAAUACCAACUCUGCAAUAAGUCACUAAACUCCGUGCUCUGGUUACCCUAGUGUACCUUGCUGUACUGAAUGCCGUGUAUGUUCCUGUCUGCAGCUAAAAGCCAAAAGCUGGGCCCCAGUUCCACGUUUGAUUGCACAUGUGAGGUUUUGCUGCUGUUGCAGCAUAAAUACUAGGUAUAAUAGGAUUUGAAAAAAUUUUACCAUUCAGAAAAGUUGAAAAUGAGAAAUUAAGCCUGCAAGUGAAACUUGACACACUUUCUACAUAAGGUGCGGUUGGGACAUCAGACACGUAUAAAGAAGGCUUACGUACUGAUAUACAAGGAAACAAAGUUUUCUUUCUCUUUUGGUUUAUUGAUUUAGUUUAAUUUCCAUUAUGAUAUUUUGCAUAAUCAAGGCACUGUAAAUCUUAUAAUUUAAAAAUAAAUGACUUAAGAACAGUUAUCAUUGUUAUGUUUUGUCACUGACUCUCAUUACUGUCUAAUUCCUUUCUGGUAUUAGCUAGCUUUCAUUUUGUGUGUCCACAGGUUAAGCAUACUGUGUUUCAGUGCAUGAGCAGUGCUAGCUAGUCAGGUUCAAGGAUACUCACAGGAAGGCUGACUGGCACCAUGCUUUGUCAUAUGCUGGUUGGCCAGCUUAUUUUGACAUUUAUUUUCAAAAGUCCUGUAAUGUGGAAAACACACAUAUCGUUACCAAAGAGUCUUCAAAUAAAUAUAAAAAUCAAACAAGUAUAUAUUUAAUGUUUUAUUGUUAGCUUCUCCAAGAAAAUGAUGCAGAUUCUGGUAAUAACUCAGAUGUGCCCCACAUCCUCCCCCCUGUAAUCUGGUUAAGCUCGGUAGCUGCAAUUGGGGGUACUGUCUAAUGUAGCAGAAUUGUUUAAGGAAAUCUAUGUUCUUUUAUCCCUUUAUUCCACUUCACUCUUACUGGUAACACUUUAUGUAUAGUGUGUUUGAAUAGAUUUAACCCUUCCUUUUAAAAAUUUUAAUUUUUUUGUGGCUCCUAAAAGAUGAAGUUAUUUUAUAAUUCAGGGAGCCUACAGAGCAAUUGCUGGGAACACACGCUGAGUCUGGAACAGGCUGCACCCUCGGUGCGAGCCUCUGCUGUGAGGAUGUUUGCUGCUGUAUAAGCCUCAGUAGAGAUAAAGAAGAUGCAUCCUGGAACAGGAAGCUGUACAGGCCAGGGCCCACCAGGGUCUAAGUGGUGUUUGUUCCAUGUGAAGUUCUUUUCUGAACACAUUGGGUGUAUGAGCAGAUUUCUAAUCUGUUUGUUUUCUGAAUUUAAUGCUGGCCUUUUCUUGAGUUAUUAUUUCAUUUAAAUGAUAUUGUCACUGGUCCACUGUUGGUUUUAUGGACAAUUUAGAUUUAUAUUUUAAAUGUAAGACUGAAGAUAUGAUUGUAAAAGGGAAUAAUAAAUCGGUUUAAAAUAUAUAUGUAUAUUAAAAAAAACUUUGUUGUCUGUAGAAAGCACAAAGACAUGUUAAUUCAAAAGAAAUGAUUGAUAAUCUGGAAUAUGACAUUGGCUUAAGCCCAUUAGUUAAACCUUGGCAAAAAAUUGCCUUUAAACAUAUCACUGCUAAGUUUUAAUACUUUGGAUUCCUCGUGUGAGAUGGGCUUAUUUGACUCCUCUGUGAAUAACAUUUAAGUACCUUAUAUUGACAUAAGACACCCAGUGAGUUAGGGAUUUCCCAGAUUGCUAGUCUAUACUCUUUACUAAUGCAACAACAACAAAAAUGUUGGCCUGAAUAUUCUCUUGGGAAAGGGAGCAGGGGACUACAGGAAAAGCAAGUACAUCAGAGGGCCAAAGGGACAGGUGAGGCCAACUGCCAUUCCCUGUUGAACUAGGCUGUUCCUGCAGAGCCACAGGCUGGUCAGAGAUGGUAGGGGAGCUCUCAGGCCCUAAGGCAGCCCCUUCGAGCAGCCUGCUAGCUUAGCUCUUUAGCAAAGCCUCUGCUGUGUGGUAGCCCAGGCCAUCCUCUCUUGCUAGUUGGUAAAGGUGAUCCUCUGGUCCCUCGGGUUAGGUACCAUUGACCACAGUGCUAGUCUUGCCUCCUUGCGCCUGUCUAGUGUCACAAUGGAAAUCCUCUUAGGCCUGCUUUGCAUUCUAGCAAACAAGGCAGCGUUCACUGGGGUUGAUUUGUUAACCAAAUUUUUUAGUCCUUUGCCUAGCCCCUGUGCUCUAUGCAACACCCUAAAACAUUACUAUGGAUGAUGCUGUUUAUUUGAAGGUAGAAGAUUCCUCCCUGGCUCAAGUAUGUUAUCCUGUGUUUAUGAUCAGACGUCUCUUACCUUCUUAAACUAAGGGACUUAGUCACCAGGCUAUAUAUGUUGGUUUCCUAAUUCCAUUAUGAAAUGAGUUACACAUCAACUGUUGAAACUCUCCAUAAAGGAACUAGUCAGAAGUAGGAGAAAAGCCAUCUGACAAUGUGAAUUUCUUGUCCUUAGUUGGAGAUGGCUUGACUUCUUGGUGAUCUAGAGGAUUGUUCCUUGGCCCUGUGGCCUCUGGUCUUACUCGAGAAAAGCAGGAUAUGUCACUACAAAGCAGUGAGACAGCCCUGAACCCACACUCAAGCACCUUUGCAAUUUUUAAGGCCUCCUCAUCCCAUCCCAGUGUGAAUGUGGAUUUCAAUCUUGUACCCACCCUGUCCCAGUCAGCAAACAAGUUUUAGAAAUGUUUUCCAUUUGAGUUUUAUAGCAAAAAGUUGAUUUGUACACAUUUUCUAAUUUCAUGAACAGGAUAAAAUAAAAUUUGUUAAGUAGACUUUAGUUUGCUAAUGGGGAUUUAAAAAUAAUAUAUCUUACAGAGUCUUGCUGUAACCCAGUGGCAGCUUUUUUUUUUUUUUUUUUUUUAAAAGCCUUCUGGAUUCACAGUACAGAACAGGAUAUAAAGCAGGACAAAACCAUGUGAUAGUGUUACAAGUGCUAGUUUAUACAGACUGCAGAAUUAAAUGGUUAUUACAAGAUUUACGUGGAGGAGCAAAGCCGGAAAAUUAUAUUUUUAAAGAAAGAGAAUAUUCAGGCUUAUUUCUGGUAUGAAGUUUAUAUUUUUUAAAAAAAUAUCCUAUAUUAUCACACCAGAGAUUCAGAUUCCUUUCGGUUACAGACAUUGCUGGUGGUUGGAUUAUAUUUUUAUUGUAUUCUUUUCUCUUAGGGGGAAAAUUGUAAAGAAACAAAAGAUUCCAGAUGAAUGUAUCCUAGAAAUAAAAGUUGAAAGAUUCUUACUUCCA
This is a messenger RNA of Nannospalax galili (Upper Galilee mountains blind mole rat), 5904 nucleotides long. It is a transcript of the gene Pdcd6ip, whose product is annotated as programmed cell death 6 interacting protein. The record is from RefSeq and is a predicted model, not a curated record. Gene Ontology annotation, molecular function: protein binding. Bases 45 to 2645 code for a protein of 866 amino acids. Gene Ontology annotation, biological process: mitotic cytokinesis. NCBI's taxonomy places the organism in Eukaryota, Metazoa, Chordata, Mammalia, Rodentia, Spalacidae. The transcript has 18 exons. Gene Ontology annotation, cellular component: endosome.